This is a messenger RNA of Penaeus monodon (black tiger shrimp), 452 nucleotides long. Its product is annotated as whey acidic protein-like. The annotation marks the transcript as partial. Gene Ontology annotation, molecular function: peptidase inhibitor activity. Gene Ontology annotation, cellular component: extracellular region. The transcript has a single exon. The record is from RefSeq and is a predicted model, not a curated record. NCBI's taxonomy places the organism in Eukaryota, Metazoa, Arthropoda, Malacostraca, Decapoda, Penaeidae.
GAUAUCUUCGGCAGCGGUUUUAAUGGUGGCGGAAUCCAUGGUGGAAUUCAUGAUGGAGGUAUCCAUAGUGGAAUACACGGUGGUAGUGCUAUUAUCGGCAGUGGAAUCUCUAAUGGCCCAAGUGAAUGCAGAUAUUGGUGCAAGACUCCGGAGGGUCAAGCCUACUGCUGCGAGACGGUGCAUGAACCAGAGACACCUGUUGGCACCAAGCCACUCAAUUGCCCACAAGUCCGUCCCACAUGCCCACGAUUCCAUGGUCCCCCCAAUACCUGUUCCAACGACUACAAGUGUGCUGGCCUCGAUAAGUGUUGCUUCGACAGGUGUUUGGGAGAACACGUAUGCAAACCUCCCUCAUUUUUUCAAUAAUCAUCUCCCCUUUUAAAGGUGGUUAUUGCUAAUAAAGAGCCAUCGGUCUUGGUGGCCGUCUCCGCCGGUGUAGACUAAAGGAAAGG